Messenger RNA from Ceutorhynchus assimilis (cabbage seed weevil), 2691 nucleotides. Lineage: Eukaryota; Metazoa; Arthropoda; Insecta; Coleoptera; Curculionidae. The record is from the annotation of a GenBank genome assembly.
AACGACAGAUAGUGUACUGCAAAAGGUGGGGCACGGUAAUGUCCCUAAUCAUUUUCGAGGCCCCAACUGUUAAUUCCAAAGUCCCCACAUAGAGUGACUGUGCCAGGGCCAAGAGCUUGAGUCGGCUUCCUUUUUAAAUAAAGUUUAAAAAUUUUAUGGCUUCAAGCCGAUCACAAAAACAAAAUAAGGUGUCAGAGCACUAGGAACUCAUGAUCGGCUCAUUUUGGAACUUGUGUAGAGCUACGUGCCCCGCAAUGCCCGUCGAUAAGCAGUUACACUCCGAAUAUCGGAGUACUUACCGAUGGCAUGAAUAUACGGGGCCACGUCAAGAAAUCGUGCGAAAAGCUCCUGUUCUAAAUGGGAUGGCUACCACAGGUGGAGGUAACGAAUUCAACGAGAAACCACAAAAAGAUGAAGACUUCCACACUGAUAGUGCCCCCAAACAGGAGCCUGCCAUGCCACGGAGGAAAAAGUAUCCAGACUUAGCAUAUCGCCAUCACGAAUUUCUUAUACGAGACGGCGUGACGGAAAACGGAGGGAUCGAUUCAAGGGCUAGGUCGGAAGAACGAUAUGGGCCGAAUUGGAGGCCAUCAAGGCGCAGCAAGUCGGAGGGACCGCGCCGGGAAAUUGAACCCGAAACGGAACCCGGGGAGCGCAGGAGAGAAUCCGACUCUGAUGUGGAGAAUAUGGGACGCGAAAACGGACUCCUUCGCAAAGCUAUAUCGAAAAUUAGCACUGAAUAUAGAAGACAGUUUGCUUGGCCUCCAAGCCAUUCUUCUAGAAGAGAUGAAGUUGAUGCGGCAGGUGCACCUAGAAAGUCUCAAUCGAUGGGUGCCCUAAAAGCAAAUGCUAAUGCUAUGGUUCAUAAGAAACGAAUCGAUGCAGAACAUAAAGAUGCAAGCGAAUUGGAACCAUUAGUGGAUGAUCGAUCCAAUCAAGAAAAAACGCGCGAAGAUAUAAACAACUUGGAUAAUGAUGCGUCUUGGUACCGUGAAGUUGUUGAACUUCGUAAAAAAGCCGGAGAAUACAAGAAUAGAGGCUGGGGAUCAGAGUUAGCUCCUGAGCGGUUAUCGGAUAUUUAUAAUAAACAAGUCGAAUUAUGGGAUCAAGUAUCAAGAAGAAGUUCCUUAUCAGCUUUGUCACUAGCUUCGCAUAUGACUAAGACCUAUACUAAGGAGGACAAAGAAGAAGACAAUAAUCGAAGAAGCUCUCCUACUAAAGCUUAUAGAAAUGCCGAAAAUAAUGCUAGAAUGAUUAGGGAUAUUAUAAGGCAUCACUUAGAACGAACCACUGGUGGGUCUGAACUUGAUGGCCUAAUCUUAUCACCCACUAGGGAAAAAUUAGAACCGACUAUUCCUAAAAAAGAUGACGAUUCAAGAGCCUCCCAGAAAAAUAGUCCUAAAAAGAGCUCACCUCUAAAAACUUCCAGUAAACGCGGAAGCCAGAAAGCAAAAGAAGUUCGUUCACAAUCAGUUGGGCCUACGGAAACUAAUAAAGAGAAGCAAUCUCCAAAGAGACAAUCUAGGUCCACAGUGAAAGAAGGGCGAAAAUCUACCUCCAAUACUCCAUCAAACAAGAGACCUAGGCCCUCAUCGGAACAGCCAAAGUCUGAACAGAUGUCAUCAACUGAAAUGAAAAAGAAUCAGGAAAACGAACAGCUGGAUAGUAUAGAAUAUGAGCCGGUGAUCAAAUCUCCUCCAGAGCCAACCAGAGUUAAAUCUCCAGAGCAAAUAAUCAUGCGUUCACCAGAUCCGGUAAAUUGGACUGUACCUCUGGAUACUGGAAAAACGUUCACUGUUACCCAGAACGUUAGAGAUGGGGAUCCCAGCAGUCGUCCUCAGAGUGAAGUGAAGGCCUGGACUCCUCCAGAUAUUCCUCCGCCAGUGGCUCAGUCAGCUCCCCCAACACUAUUUGAGGGACAUCAGGCCAGCUUGUCGUAGGCGAUAAGAGGCCCUGACUUAUGCUUAAUCCAUAUUCGAUUUGAUUAUGUUGCUUUAGGUAUGGAUCUAGCAGGAAGAGAGUGAAUUUGGGCCAGGGCAGGGCCAUUGAUGCACAGUAUAAGAUUUCCCAUCUCUACCGUACAGCCACCAUACAUGUCAUAUUGACUGCCUCGCCUUCAUCAAUCAUAUUCCAAAUACAACCUUUUUGGGUUUUAAAAAAUAGUUCAUCAGUGAUUUUAAUAGAAUACGUAAUGUAGAGGUAUACUGUUAACAGGGUAGUAGCCAAAAAAAACUUAACACAGUUUUUGUGAAUUGGGAUAUAAUUAGAAGUUUAGCUGUCCUUAUUUAAGUCAUAUUUCAAGCCUUUAUAAUAUUUGACAUAACUGCUUAGGUAUAUAAUAUGUUUCAUGCUGUCCAUAUCUAUACCGAGUCCGUCAAAAGUUCACAGCAGGAAAUAUUUCUUUCGUGAUAAGUUAGCCAAAUAAAGUUACAAAAACAAGUAAUCCAACGUCCCAUUUUUUACAAAAUGUUGAUAAACAAAAUUGUAAUCUUUUAUCAGUGCUCUCGUGUUUCUGCCACAAAAGGUUAUACCAUGUUAUACAAACUAUGGUUAAAUAUUACAUUUAUAUAUUUUGUGUAGAUGCGUUUGCUUGCAUAUUUUCUUGUUAAUUUAGUGUACAUCGAACGCACUUAUUUAUUGAUAUUCAAAAAAAUGGUAAAGAGAUAUAUAAAGUUUCUGUUGAAAAAAGAA